CUUUACGUAAUUUAUUACUCUAUGUAUACUUUAAUACUUGUUUUUAUAUAGACUUGAAACGCAGAUUCUACCCAUCUAAUGAGUAGUGAAGUCCCCAAUUACUUCUUGAAAUUCACUCUAACUGGUCAUACAAAAGCGGUCUCAUCGGUGAAAUUUAGUGAAAAUGGUCAGUGGUUGGCAAGUUCAUCAGCUGAUAAAUUAAUCAAAGUAUGGAAUGCUUAUGACGGGAAAUUUGAAAAAUCUAUCAGUGGUCAUAAACUGGGAAUCUCAGAUGUUUCAUGGUCUUACGACUCAAGAUUUCUGUGUAGUUCCUCCGAUGACAAAACUUUAAAACUAUGGGAUCUGGUCUCCGGCAAGUGUCUAAAAACUCUUAAAGGUCACAGCAAUUAUGUUUUUUGCUGCAAUUUUAAUCCACAGUCAAACCUGAUCGUUUCUGGCUCGUUUGAUGAAAGUGUCAAGUUAUGGGAUGUGAAAACAGGCCGAUGUAUCCGCACGCUUCCUGCCCACUCUGAUCCUGUCACAGCUGUUAAUUUUAAUCGUGAUGGUUCACUUAUCGCUUCAAGCAGUUACGAUGGACUAUGUCGAAUCUGGGAUACCGGUUCUGGUCAGUGCUUAAAAACGUUGAUAGGUAACUUGACUUGUGCAUACACAUACGCUGCUCAAUUGAUUGAUUUUCAGAUGAUGAUAACCCUCCUGUGUCAUUUGUCAAAUUCUCGCCUAAUGGCAAGUAUAUUCUAGCUGCUACACUUGAUAGGUAUUUCAGUUACCUAACAUGACUAAAUCCUAAUAAAUUUUCCAAACACAGUUGUCUCAAAUUAUGGGAUUACACUAAAGGUAGAUGCUUGAAAAUUUAUGGAGGGCACAAAAAUGAGAAGUAUUGUAUAUUUGCAAAUUUUUCGGUUACCGGAGGCAAAUGGAUUGUUUCGGGAUCUGAAGACAACUGCAUUUAUUUAUGGAAUUUGCAAACAAAGGAAGUUGUACAAAAACUUUCUGGUCAUAAUGAUGUUGUUUUGUGUACUGCUUGUCAUCCACAAAUGAACAUGAUUGCUUCAGGAUCGUUAGAGGGCGAUAAAACAAUUAAAAUUUGGACUAGUGAUAAGUGAUUGUUUCUGAUUUAUCCUGCUUCUGGAUCAUUGUAUACUAUUUUUUAUCUCCAAUGCUCUUUGUCUGUAUAUGUUUGUAUCAUUUGUUUUUCAUGUCACAAGUUAUUCAUGUGAACUACAUGUUCAUCGACUCAUCCUACGUAAAUCAUUCACUAUUGACAUUUUUUGUUUCAAAAAGGAACAAUCUAUUUUCUAUUGUAAAUUGUCUGACUAAGAUUGUCCGUUUGAGUGUUCUUUUUACCGAUCCUUGUAAAAUGAACUUAUUAUGAAUUCAUACCUUAAUAGU
Molecule: messenger RNA, 1389 nt
Organism: Schistosoma rodhaini
Lineage: Eukaryota; Metazoa; Platyhelminthes; Trematoda; Strigeidida; Schistosomatidae
Source: the annotation of a GenBank genome assembly